Messenger RNA from Spodoptera frugiperda (fall armyworm), 2450 nucleotides. Its product is annotated as decapping and exoribonuclease protein. Bases 131 to 1279 code for a protein of 382 amino acids. The record is from RefSeq and is a predicted model, not a curated record. The transcript has 4 exons. Gene Ontology annotation, cellular component: cytosol; nucleus. Lineage: Eukaryota; Metazoa; Arthropoda; Insecta; Lepidoptera; Noctuidae. Gene Ontology annotation, biological process: NAD-cap decapping; nuclear-transcribed mRNA catabolic process. Gene Ontology annotation, molecular function: mRNA 5'-diphosphatase activity.
UCAAACUAAACAGUGUCAAAAAAUGUAAACACCACCGUUUCACAAAUAUUAAUGUUUAUGAGAUUUAUCUUGUUAUACGUAAUAACCAAAUAUAUUUUAUAUCUAUUUAUAAAUAUAGAAGAUAUUCAAUAUGCAACCUGAAUUACACGUGGAUCCAAACAUUUAUACAAGGCCAUUCCCUCGUUUUGAUCGUCCCAUGAUUAUUGGUUACAUUGGUCUAGAAAAUCUCAAGUAUGCCCGCCGCAUUGGUAAUGAAAGAGUUCGUUAUGACUUAAAUUUGCAUUUAGACAAGGCGAUACACCGACCACAAGACUUGGAUGUUAGACUUAACGACUUACUGAAGUUUUUAUUGGCACAUGAACACCGCUUGAAUUUUCCUAUAGAAAAUAAUUUAGAUAAGGCUAAAUUCUUUUGCUAUCGGGGUCUAAUGACUUGUGUGGCUUGUACUCCGUACGAAAAUAGGGAACCUUGGAAAAUUGUAGCUAUUUUAUAUAAAGGGAAUAUUUAUCUUUGUGCAAGAGAUACAGAGGAGAAAUUGCACAGGAAACUAAAUAUGACUGAGAGAGACAAACAAUUUACCUCAUGGGGCUAUAAGUUUGAACAGUUCCUUUUGUCUGAUGAACCUGACUCUGAACCAAACCCAGAUGUUCCAGUGGAUGAAAAUGAGGAGUUCUCAUUAGUCUUUACAACAAAUUUGAAGGGUCACACAAUAGUGUAUGGAGCUGAAAUGGAUGGAAUCAGAUGUGACAAGGAGGCUGUUUCAAAGCCUCCUUCAGAAUUGGGACCAGAAGCUAUAAUUAAAUAUUUAUCUACAAAAGAGUUUAUUGAACUUAAAACUAAUAGGCAUAUAGAACAUCCAAAACAGGAGACUAGCUUUAGACGAUUUAAAGCAAAGAAGUGGUGGUGUCAGUCAUUCCUUGCUGGCAUAGACACCAUACUGUGUGGAUACAGGAACGAUGAUGGAAUUGUAGAAGAAUUGAAAACCUGGAAAAUUCGAGAUUUAGCAAAAAUGUCUCAGAGAUUUUGGAAUCCUAAUGUUUGCUUCAAUUUCCUGGAUACCUUUUUCACAUAUGUCAAGAGAUGUUUAGCAAGAGAGAUAAAACACAAACACGGGGAAAAGGCAUUAAACAACAUUCAUCAACUACCUUUGAUGAGCCUAAUGUUUGAGUGGAAUCCAGGCAUGCCAGUCCAGGUAACAGGGAAUUAUUCGCAUCAAGAUGACCCUAUACUGUGGCCAUGGUUCAUAGAAAAUUAUGGCAAAAGUGCAAAUAAUGAGUAAUGGGAAGAGACUUACUAGGUAAGUAUAUUUUUGUAAAAAAAAAAGUAUAGUUAGAAUGUAAGUGUUAAUUGUUUUGGAAAAUUCAGUGUACUUGGUUGUAAAGAAAAUAUCGGCUACUAUCGUACCAUUUAUUAUCACUGCAUAGCAAAUGGUGUAAAUCAACAUCCAUAAAAGACUAAUCAACAACAUGGAUAUCUUCGCUUACAACUAGAUAUGCUUAAUAUAGCUAAUAUGUAUUUUAUCGUACAUCAAUAAAAAAUAUUUAGAAAAUAAAAACAAUAAUUAACAGAACAACCUAGUUGUAAUAAAAAUAAAAUGGUGUCAUGUAUUAAAACGUUCCAACCAAUGAUAAUGCUGUAUUUACAUAACAAUGAUUUAUUUUAGCAACAAAAUCUUGACAUGGACAUUGGUACAUUUAUAUAAACAUAUAUAUUUUAAAAUUUUAACAAUUAUUCCUAAAAGAAAUCAUGUUAUCAAUAUUAAAAUUAUACCAUCUUAUAUGUAUUAAUUUUAACAUUUAUAUUUUAUAAUUAUUGAAUUUUAAUAAAGUAUACAAUAUACAUUCAUUAUGAUUGAACAAAAUAUAAUACAAAACAUUCAAUUUAUUGUUAAUUUAAUAAAAUCGUUUUACACUUCACUUACAAUUUAAACAUCUUGUUUUCGUCGUUAGAUUUAAACAUCAAAUACAAAUAAUAACUAUCUACAGGUACACAUUAACAUUAGAACAGAAAUAUCUCCUAUGUUUAAGAACGUUAAAAUUUCGUUAAAACUAUUUAUAAAGCCACUGAUCAUUGCAAUCUCAUUUUGAUUUCAUUAAAAAAAAAUUGUGAUUUAAUAGAAUCCAAUUAGCACAUUAUUACAUAAACAUAAGGAUAAAAAUGCUUUGUUAUAAGAGUUUGACGCAACGCAAUGGCUUCAAUGAUGAUGUAUAUGUUCGAAAGUUAUUAUUGUAUUGACCCAUACUGUAAGUGCGGAACACACCGAAAUCACAAUUUAACAAGUUUCUCAAUUGGUGAUGUUCAAAUUUUUUUCAUAUUACAAAUAUUGAUUAGUACCGACGACCUGUCAAAACGUAAGAUACACAAACAUUGUGUAUUAAAAUCUCACAGUCAAACAAUGUGCACGAAUAUUGUCAAAUUAAAUAUUUUAAUUACAAAAUAUUUACGAUUAA